UUGCCCCUUCCCGUCUAUUUUGAAGGAAGGGAAAAGCUGUUACUGUACGAAUACAUGGAACGCGGCGAUCUCCACCGUUGGCUCCACGAGCUUCCCGCCGGUCAGCCGGACGUCGAAGACUGGACUGGAGACACCUGGGAAAAUCCCCCCAGCGAUACCAGGCCAUCCUCAUCCUCCGCUGCCGCUGCCGGCGGCAUCAUCACAGCCGUCGGAGACUGGCCAACACGCCACCGCAUAGCUCUCGGCGUAGCACGAGGACUCGCUUUCCUGCACCAAGGCUGGGUUGGGUCACACACCCCCGUAGUCCACGGCCAUCUCGUCCCGUCCAAUAUUCUUAUCUCCGACGACCUCGAACCCCGCAUCGCCGACUUCGCCGGAGAAGGCGGUUGCACGACGGCUGAGGAUGACGUGUAUAGCUACGGGGUGGUGGUGAUGGAGCUGGUGACGGGGCGGCAACAUUGGCCGGAGGAAGAGGUUGAGAGGUUACGGGUGGUGGUGAGGGACGGGCCCCCGGCGGCAGUGGCGGCGGUAGUUGACGAGCGGCUGCAGUUGGAGGCGGAGUGGGAGAAGGAGGCCGUGGAGUGUUUGAAGGUUGGAUAUUUGUGCACGGCAAAGUCGCCGGAGAAACGGCCGGCGAUGCAGCAGGUGGUGGCUCUGCUAAAAGAUAUCCGCCCAGGCACCGCCGCCGAAGGCGGUGGCGGCGCGUCUCCUACGUUUUAGUUGAGUUGCUUUUUGGUCGUCCUCGCUACACUGGGUGGACGAUGUGGUCUCCUUGUCGGUCAACUAUUCCCUUCACAUUCACAUUUUGCGUUGACCGUUGGAUUUGUAGAGAAAUUACCAUCGUUCACAUUUCUAGCGUGCCUUUCCUUUUUAAAA
Dendrobium catenatum is the source of this 876-nucleotide messenger RNA. RefSeq names its product calmodulin-binding receptor kinase CaMRLK-like. The record is from RefSeq and is a predicted model, not a curated record. NCBI's taxonomy places the organism in Eukaryota, Viridiplantae, Streptophyta, Magnoliopsida, Asparagales, Orchidaceae. The annotation marks the transcript as partial. Gene Ontology annotation, biological process: protein phosphorylation. Gene Ontology annotation, molecular function: protein tyrosine kinase activity; ATP binding. The transcript has a single exon.